AUGGCGCAUCAAGGGCAAGCUGCCGAUUACUACAACAAUCAACAGCAAUACGCAUAUCAACAAUACGCUCCGCCUCCAGGGCCUCCCCAAGGCUACCAAUCAUACCCUCCCCCCGAUGCCCAUCCUCAGAACAACCAGCAGCAGUACCAACCUCCUCAACAGCCGUAUCAACAGCCAGAGCAAAAGUACAGUCAGCCCCCGACGAGCGGAGUUCAGUUCAACGCCCCUCAAGAUGAAAAGCAGACGUUCCAGGACACUUUCAAAAUUCAGAAGCCCAAAUACAAUGAUAUCUGGGCAGCCCUGCUGCUGAUUGCGACCUUUUGCGGCUUCGUGGCAGUCUCUGGGCUUACCCUCUAUCGCUACUCGAAAUACCAUCAGUUCAAUGGUGGAGGCAUCUACGGCUCUGCCAAUGACUUCUCCCUCAACUCGAACACCAUCAUUCUUUUCGCAUUCGUUCUUGCCGUAGGCUUCGUCGUCAGCUGGGCAUAUUUCCUUGCCGCGCGUGCCUUCACGAAGCAAUUCGUCUGGCUUACGGGCAUCCUCAAUUGUGUCGUGGCCGUUGGGACCGCCGCGUACUACUUGUACCGACGUCUUUGGGGAGCCGGCAUUAUAUUUGCGAUUUUCGCCGUCUUCGCCAUCAUCUGUUUCAUCAGCUGGAUCCCGCGCAUUCCUUUCGCCGUGUGCAUGCUUCAACAGGGUAUGGACAUCGCACGGAUGAAACGCGUCCACGUUUUCAUGGUCAGCCUCAUUGGGGGUAUUGUGAGUGUUGCCUUUGCUGCGUGGUUUUCAGUCACGCUGGUCGCCAUCUAUGUGUCAUACGAGCCUAGCAAUCCCGGCGCGAACCCGAAUCCAUCUUGUGCCGACGGUGGUUGUUCUAGUGGGAAAGUCAUCGGCUUGGUUGUUUUCGUAACGUUCGCAGGAUACUGGAUCUCAGAGUUCAUCAAAAAUCUGAUUCACACUGUCGUCGCUGGUGUUUACGGAAGCUGGUACUUCUGCGCUGGCAAGCCUGGUGGUAUUCCAAAGGGCGCUACGAUGGGUGCUUUCAGGCGAGCCUCCACCUAUUCCUUUGGAUCAAUAUCGUUUGGCAGUCUGAUCGUGGCAAUCAUCAACAUGCUUCGGCAAGCUUGCAGUAUCGCCCAGCAGCAUGAGGCGGCCGAAGGGAACAUCAUCGGCACCAUCAUGUAUUGUAUUCUCGGCUGCAUGAUUAGCAUCCUCAACUGGUUGGUCGAGUUUAUCAACCGAUACGCCUUCUCUCAUAUCGCCCUAUAUGGCAAGGCUUACAUCCCAGCGGCCAAAGACACGUGGAAGAUGAUGAAGGACCGUGGAAUUGACGCUUUGGUCAACGACUGUCUUGUCGGGCCAGUCCUGACUAUGGGCUCCAUCUUCGUGGCAUACCUGUGUGCCCUCUUGGCUUAUCUCUAUCUCGAGUUCACCAAACCUGCUUACAACGAUGGCCGGACAUUCACGCCUGUCAUUAUGGCCUUUGCCUUCCUCAUCGGACUACAGAUCUGUCAGACCUUUAUGACCCCGAUUGGAUCAGGCGUCGACACCAUUUUCGUCGCGAUGGCCUGGGAUCCGCAGGUGGCAAUGACGGAUCAUCCAGAGUUCUACCAGCGAUUGGUGCAUGUUUAUCCACGAGUGCAGGAUGUUAUUCAUAUUUGA
This is a messenger RNA of Exophiala spinifera, 1662 nucleotides long. RefSeq lists its product as uncharacterized. Gene Ontology annotation, molecular function: transmembrane transporter activity. Gene Ontology annotation, cellular component: plasma membrane. Gene Ontology annotation, biological process: transmembrane transport. The coding region runs from base 1 to 1662 and encodes 553 amino acids. The record is from RefSeq and is a predicted model, not a curated record. The transcript has 2 exons. NCBI's taxonomy places the organism in Eukaryota, Fungi, Ascomycota, Eurotiomycetes, Chaetothyriales, Herpotrichiellaceae.